GUGGCUCCUGCCACACUACCCCGACAGGACUCUGAGGAGUCAUCCAGCACCCAAGGGAAGCAUAGCCAGGGGAAGAAAGGGGAGCCAGCAGCCCUGUGGGAUGAUGGUCUGUAGAACUCUUUCUAAGUGAACAGGUGGAAGAGAGGCAAACUUGUGAUUGCUGAAGAGGGACCAAGUCAGCAUGGGAAGAGACUCCUGAUUGCCACCUGGCAGCCACUGCCUUCAGAAAGAUCUAGAUUCUAGAGGCGGGGACAGGUUGGCCCCAGGGUGACCUGUGAAGGUCCUUCAGUGCCUGCCAGCAGCCCUGCCUCCCUUUCUGCAAGCACACCAGGCACGCUUCCAACAUGCAUCAGGGUGUGACUGGCAUGGGAGUCCCAGGGCAGAAGGCACAUCGGUCCAGUUAGAAUCUGUGAAGCGAUUUCCGGGUUCAUUCAGGAGAUAGUGAGCACCUGCUGUUCCCUCGGUGACUUCCGCGCCUUCAGUGACUACAGGCAAGCUCACAGAAGGCAAUCCAACUUCAGGGUGGUGGUGACAACCCAGUGAGAAAGCUGAGCCGCUGAUAAUACAGGCCAUGGCACAGGCAGGCGGGCUGCCACAGGCCAGCACUUCUGGCCAGCCCUAUGUGAGCAAGCUGGUUCUGCUUGGAAGCAGUUCUGUGGGCAAGACCAGCCUGGCCCUCCGGUACAUGAAGCAGGACUUCAGCAACCUCUUGCCGACUGUGGGGUGUGCCUUCUUCACAAAGGUGGUGAAUUUGGGCUCCUCAUCCCUGAAGCUUGAGAUCUGGGACACAGCCGGCCAGGAGAAGUACCACAGUGUCUGCCACCUCUAUUUCAGGGGUGCCAAUGCCGCGCUCCUGGUUUAUGACAUCACCCGGAAGGAUUCCUUUCACAAGGCCCAGCAGUGGCUGGAGGACCUGGAGAAGGAGUUCCAUCCAGGAGACGUGGUGGUGAUCCUGGUCGGCAACAAAACGGAUCUCGGCGAGGAGCGGGAAGUGACCUUCCAGGAAGGAAAAGAGUUUGCAGAAAGCAAAAGCCUGCUAUUCAUGGAAACUUCCGCCAAGCUGAACUACCAGGUGUCUGAGGUCUUCAAUACUGUUGCCCAGGAGCUACUGCAGAGAGCAGGAGACAGGGGGAGCAGCAGCCCACAGGAAGAUGGCUUAUGCUUGAGCCUUGGAGGCUUCCAGGACUUGGGAUUUCCUUUGUAAUAACUGCUUGCCAAAGCUGAUGGGAACUGUCUCAUGGAGGAUCCAGUGUCAAAUGGCUCCCAGGAGACUGUCAGCCUUACCUUAACAGAUACCCAGAUGCCUGGAUGCCCUGAGCCAAGUAUGCCUGCUCCACCUCGCUGUCCCUUUCAGUGCCUUGAAACCAUUGCAGAAAAGUUAAAUGAAGCAAAGAAGACUCGGGGACUGGAAACAUUCUUGGAUCCAUGGGAUGGGAGGAGAGAUGCUUCAUCCUGGGGCAGCUGGUCCAUAACUGGACGACGUUCAUUCUGGGAACUGUCAGGGGAAGAGAAGGGACACCAAUGCAAGGAAAAAUGCAGAGAUGAGCCCAAGAGAAAAAACGAGCCCAAGAUGCUAAGUCCCAGUGAGGUGAUGCUGGAGAGACAGUCUGGAAGGGUGUCUGGGAUGGAGGUGUUCCCCUUCCCCCUGUGGAUGGACAGAGUCAGGUUUCUAUCUAGUGAUCCGAGGACUCUAAAACCCCUGUCUUGGGAGGAACACUAUUUUCUCGUGUCCUUUUCUCCAAAUAUUAAAUGUCCUGACAAUCCAACCACUUUGUGAGGUUACACCAGGACCCAUGGCCAGACAGGUCACACCGUUCAGUCUUUAUGCACACAUUAAAGAUGGGCUUGUGGGUGUUAAACAUAGUGACGGUUCAUGGGCCGAGUGUAAUGAGGGUGGGCACAGGUAUUUGUCUGCGUGGACUGUCUCUUCUGAUGGUGAUGUGUGAGUUCUUAUCUUUAUAGAGAAACCCAGAUCCUUGUACAGGGAGGAAAACCCCAGAGGACAUGCUCCUGUUGGGUCUUCUCUCUUGACACUUGCUAGGGUGAGAUGUGGCCAUUUAGGGAGCAAAACUUUUUUUUUUAUCCUUGCUUUUGGGAGUGUGAUAAAUAAUGAGAUAUUGUUGUUGGGUGUGGUGAUGUAGGCUUCGAAUCCCAACACAUUUGAAACUGAUGCAGGAGAAUGACAGGCUUACUCUGGGCUGCACUGGGAGAAAACAAACAAGCAAACAACAAAC
Arvicanthis niloticus (Nile rat) is the source of this 2234-nucleotide messenger RNA. NCBI's taxonomy places the organism in Eukaryota, Metazoa, Chordata, Mammalia, Rodentia, Muridae. The record is from RefSeq and is a predicted model, not a curated record.